AGCAGCAAUUGAAUCCCGUCCUUCGUUUCCUCCAUCAUCGCGUCCCUCAACAUCUGCUGACGGCAUAAAAGACUAGGCUUUCCUUCACUCAUCCCACUUCCGAAUUCUUUCUUUCUCGUCGUAGACACAGCUCAUCACAAUGUCCGCCAAGUCGAUCUUCGAGGCCGAUGGCAAGGCCAUUCUCAACUACCACCUGACCCGUGCUCCUGUCAUCAAGCCGAGUCCUCUUCCUGCGCCCACCACUCACAACCCUCCUGCCAGACUCGCCUCACUGUCCUUCCCUGAGGAUGCUGCCGUUGAGGACGUCCUGAACCAGGCCGAGGUUACCUACCCCUGGCUCCUCCAGCCCGGUGCCAAGUUUGUUGCAAAGCCCGAUCAGCUCAUCAAGCGACGAGGCAAGAGCGGUCUGCUGGCCCUGAACAAGACUUGGCCCGAGGCCAAGGCCUGGGUUGCUGAGCGAGCUGGCAAGGAGCAGAAGGUCGAGCACACAUCUGGUGUUCUGCGACAGUUCCUGGUAGAGCCCUUUGUUCCUCACCCUCAAGACACAGAGUACUACAUCAACAUCAACUCAGUCCGCGAUGGAGACUGGAUUCUCUUCACCCACGAGGGUGGUGUUGACGUCGGUGAUGUCGACGCCAAGGCAGAGAAGCUCCUGAUCCCCGUGGAUCUCUCAGAGUACCCUUCCAACGAGGAGAUUGCCGCUGCCCUUCUCAAGAACAUUCCCUCUGGUCUUCACAAUGUCCUGGUUGACUUCAUUACUCGGCUGUACGCCGUCUAUGUGGACUGCCAGUUCACCUACCUCGAGAUCAACCCCUUGGUUGUGAUCCCCAACGAGGACAAGACCUCUGCUGCUGUCCACUUCCUGGAUCUUGCUGCCAAGCUCGACCAGACUGCCGACUUCGAGUGCGGUGUCAAGUGGGCUAUUGCCCGAUCUCCUGCUGCCCUUGGCCUCACCAACAUUGCUCCUGGUGGCGACAAGGUCAGCAUCGAUGCUGGUCCCCCAAUGGAGUUCCCUGCUCCCUUCGGCCGUGAGCUCUCCAAGGAGGAGGCUUUCAUCGCUGAGCUGGACGCCAAGACUGGUGCUUCUCUGAAGCUCACCGUUCUCAACCCUACCGGCCGUAUCUGGACUCUGGUUGCUGGUGGUGGUGCCUCCGUCGUCUAUGCCGACGCCAUUGCCUCAGCUGGCUUCGCUGACGAGCUGGCCAACUACGGUGAAUACUCUGGUGCUCCCACCGAGUCACAAACCUACCACUACGCCCGCACGGUCCUGGACCUGAUGCUGCGCGCUCCCAUGUCCGAUAAGGGCAAGGUCCUGUUCAUCGGCGGUGGUAUUGCCAACUUCACCAACGUCGCCAGCACCUUCAAGGGUGUCAUUCGCGCUCUCCGUGACGUCGCUCCUCAGCUGAUCGAGCACAACGUUCAGAUCUGGGUGCGUCGUGCCGGCCCCAACUACCAGGAGGGUCUGAAGAACAUGAAGUCUGCCACCGCCGAACUUGGCCUUAACGCCAAGAUCUUUGGCCCUGAGAUGCACGUCUCCGGUAUUGUUCCUCUGGCUCUCAUCCCCGGCAAGUGGGAGAGCAGCAACGUUGAGGAGUUCAAGGCUUAAGUGGGGGGAGUAAAACAUGGACCCAAAAGGGGGGUCAUAUUACGGACAACGAUAUAGCUACUUUUUAUCAGCUCAAGUUAAUAUUGUUGCGUUCUUGUAUUUUGCAAUCUAGACGGGAUGGUGGGGUUAAGCUUAUUUUGUUAUUUUAUAGCCUUGGGAAGACUUUCACAGAAGAAGAAGAAAAAAUGUGUGUGUCGAAGGAAGCACAAGGCUGGAUAAAGGGAAAGCGGAUGUCUGCGGGAGACGACACAAACGACACAAACAAACAUGAUAAUACAAAUUCAAUAUGAUAUCUCCAUGCCGUUUA
Messenger RNA from Trichoderma asperellum CBS 433.97, 1913 nucleotides. RefSeq lists its product as uncharacterized. Gene Ontology annotation, molecular function: ATP binding; metal ion binding; ATP citrate synthase activity. Gene Ontology annotation, cellular component: cytosol. Lineage: Eukaryota; Fungi; Ascomycota; Sordariomycetes; Hypocreales; Hypocreaceae. Gene Ontology annotation, biological process: tricarboxylic acid cycle; fatty acid biosynthetic process; acetyl-CoA biosynthetic process. The record is from RefSeq and is a predicted model, not a curated record.